This is a messenger RNA of Yarrowia lipolytica CLIB122, 1368 nucleotides long. RefSeq lists its product as uncharacterized. The record is from RefSeq and is a predicted model, not a curated record. Gene Ontology annotation, molecular function: protein binding. NCBI's taxonomy places the organism in Eukaryota, Fungi, Ascomycota, Dipodascomycetes, Dipodascales.
AUGCUCUCUCUACCUCCAGAAUUGCUUCCACAGAUCUUGGUGCACCUCUCAUAUCUCGAUCUUCACUCUCUCAGUCUCACAUGCUCGUUUCUGUACGACCAGGUGCACACCACCCUCGAACAUGAUGAUGCACUGUAUCUCACGUGCAAGAACCUCGUUCCAUGGAUCCACCGACAGCAGAAACCAAAAUACUCACUAUGGAAGGACAUUCUCAACAGGAUUCUGGACACUCAGUUCUCGGGGGACCCCGUCAAACACAUUGAUACCUCCACAUUGACCCCCACGCACCGCUUUGUGGUGCCCAAACGACGCCCCAAGAUGCACCAAAACACCCCGUUUGUGGGUGUGCCUCUGGUGAAGGCACGAUCUCCCGUUCAUAUCCACGAACUUGGUGUCAGCGUGGAGAACGGUCACUUUCUGUUUGUCCACGAUAUCAUCAACACAAGCCAGUACAGGUUGGAUGUAUCCUCCAUGCAUAAACGAGACGUGAAUGAAAAAGAGGCCCGAAACUACCUCGACUGGGGCUUCCCCCGGUUCAUGAGAGAACCCUCGGGCUACAGAUACAAGACUCCAGAGUUUGUGUGGAAGUUUGAACUAAAUGGCGAGUUUCUCGAUGACCUUUACGCACUAAACUGUGGAUCCACACUCUUUGCGAUUCUCGUGGGCGUGCAAUCUGGAGGGUUGUACUUUCUGAAGGUAGAAUCCGAAGAUCCACGUCCCAUUGUGCUCUUCUUGCCGUCGACAGAAACACACAACCCCAUUCCUCCAAGAGCACAACUCCAGCAGACCAAUGGAGCGGUGUUUGCUACCGUUUGCUACCCGGAGACAGAACAACCCGAAAUGAUGUUUCUAGAUUUUGAUGGCAACGUUAUAAACCGGCUCUUUGCAGUGUCGUCACGUGACCUCAAUUGCGCGUUCAUGGUGCGUGCCAGCGACUUGUUUCUGGUUCUGGGAGGCGAGCUGGUGAGGGUGGCAGUUGAUUUCAGCUCGGGAGGUGGAGCCGAGGUCGUGAGCCGGGUGGGUCACGUGUCCGCUGGAAGAGGAGGAGAACACAUGACUUCCAACUACGUGAGCUCGCCGCGCUGUUAUAUGGUCUCGAUCUCGUCUCUUUCAUGUGACUCGCUGCGGUACCGGGCCCAUCUGGAUUUGGACAAUCUAUUUGGCAAGUAUGCCAUCUUCUGGAACCAUGGCGGGUUUGCAGCUCUGUUGGAUCUGGAGAAUCACGUGGUCACCAAGCUGCAGAACGAUACCGAUAUGCUGAGCCUUGUGUCGUGGGUGUGGUCCGGAGAUGAGGGCAGGAGCUCUGGAAAUGGACAGAUUCAUGUCUGUCGGUAUACCAUUGAUUUUCUAAAGGGUUUGGAGGCUUAG